Messenger RNA from Entelurus aequoreus (snake pipefish), 2031 nucleotides. RefSeq lists its product as uncharacterized. Gene Ontology annotation, biological process: DNA integration. Gene Ontology annotation, molecular function: nucleic acid binding. The transcript is spliced from 2 exons. NCBI's taxonomy places the organism in Eukaryota, Metazoa, Chordata, Actinopteri, Syngnathiformes, Syngnathidae. Bases 1 to 2031 code for a protein of 676 amino acids. The record is from RefSeq and is a predicted model, not a curated record.
AUGAAGGACAUUACUGUCAAGCUAAAUAUUAAACCGGAAACAACACCAAAGUUUAUGAAGGCCAGGUCUGUACCAUAUGCUAUUCGAUCAAAAGUGGGGGAUGAGUUGGACGCCUUAGUUAAAAGCGGUGUUUUGGAACCGGUGACUGUCAGCGAGUGGGCCACGCCCAUAGUUCCCGUACCCAAGAAGACGGGAGGAAUACGAAUCUGUGGAGAUUUUAAAGUGACACUGAACCCUGUACUGUCAGCAGAGCAGUAUCCUCUUCCCCGCAUUGACGAUUUGUUUGCCGGGCUGAGUAAGGGGCAAAAGUUUAGCAAAAUAGACCUUAACCAAGCCUACUUACAAAUGCACAUUCAUGAGGAUUCUAAAGACUUGCUCACCAUAACUACACAAAAGGGGCUUUUCAGAUAUUGUCGACUCCCUUCCGGGAUCACAUCAGCCCCUGCACUUUUCCAACGUGCCAUGGAUCAGAUCCUACAUGGCCUCCCUGGUGUACAGUGCUAUUUGGACGAUAUUCUGUGCACAGGAAGUACAGACCAAGAACAUCUGGACAAUUUGGAUGCUGCUCUUCAAAGGCUGAAAGAGUAUGGGCUCAGGGUUCACAAAGACAAGUCUGAGCCGCGGGCAGCAGAAAUCUUUUACUUCAGUCAGGUGGAUGGUGCGCCAGUUUCUGCUGCUCAUGUGAGGAGGGCCUCUCGCACUGACCCUGUCCUGUCUGCGGUGAUGGACAUGGUGAUGGGGGGGAGAUCAGGUAGCGAUGCCCCCAGUAUUCAACCUUAUCUCUCCAGGAGAGCAGAACUGUCGGUGCAAUCUGGUUGCUUACUGUGGGGGAGGAGGGUGGUUAUCCCGCCAUCAUUGCGUAAAUCUGUUCUGCAACAGCUCCAUGCAGGUCACAGUGGAAUAGUUCGAAUGAAGGAGAUAGCAAGGAAUUACUUCUGGUGGCCAGGAGUGGACAGAGAGAUAGAGAAUACCGCCAAAACCUGUUCCUCAUGCCAAGAAGUUAGGAAGGCACCCCAACUAGCUCCUCUACAUCCCUGGGAGUUUCCCGAAGAACCAUGGCAACGGGUGCACAUUGAUUUUGCAGGACCUGUGGAGGGUUAUAUGCUCCUUGUGUGUGUGGACGCCCACAGUAAGUGGCCGGAAGUGGCCAUAAUGAAAACCACUACCACUGCAAGGACGAUUGAGAGGCUGGGGGAGAUUUUCAGCCGGUUCGGUUCUCCUCUUCAGUUGGUCUCAGAUAACGGGCCACAACUGGUGUCACAAGAAAUGACUACCUUCCUUGAAGCAAAUGGCGUACAACACAUUCGAUCCGCACCAUUUCACCCUGCGACCAAUGGUCUGGCUGAAAGGUUUGUGCAGACCAUGAAGAAAGCUUUGAAGACAUCUCAAGAGCAGGGAUCAUUUCAUCAGAGAUUGCAUAGAUUCCUGUUGAGCAAUAGGAAUACUCCCCAUGCCACUACUAAAGUUUCCCCCGCUUCUCUGAUGUUCAAAAGAAACCUUCGAACAAACUUUGACUUUCUGAAGCCGACAACGGUGAAGGAUAUUGUUCAGCAUCAACAGGAGAAACAGAUUCAACAAAGAAUGCAGAAGGCUAAAGAAAGAGUCUUCUCUCCGGAUGAGCCAGUGUUAGCAAGGAACUACAGUACUGGCCCCCGAUGGGUCCCUGCAACCAUAGUCAAACGAUCUGGUCCUGUCUCUUACACCGUCAGUACUGCUGCUGGACUGGUAUGGAAAAGACACGUCGAUCAACUUCUUCAGGCGACAGCAUCGACCCCCAACCAGCCGUCGGUGGAUACUCCGAACGAGUCGGAGUUCAGCGCACCCCAUUUCCUGCUGCCACCACCCCAAAGAACAAUGGAAUAUACUGGUGAGACUUCUGCUUCCGACUCUUCACUUCGAGAUCCUGUGAUGGAUGUUCCAACACGCACGGCUGUUCCAGAGUCACCCAGCGGAGACCGUAAGACUGAACAUUCUGUUGAGCCCCGUUAUCCGGUAAGAGAACGCCGUCCUCCAGAACGCCUGGAUUUAUAG